Messenger RNA from Stegastes partitus (bicolor damselfish), 617 nucleotides. Its product is annotated as myosin heavy chain, fast skeletal muscle-like. Gene Ontology annotation, biological process: actin filament organization. The annotation marks the transcript as partial. Gene Ontology annotation, cellular component: actin cytoskeleton; cytoplasm; membrane. Lineage: Eukaryota; Metazoa; Chordata; Actinopteri; Pomacentridae. The record is from RefSeq and is a predicted model, not a curated record. The transcript is spliced from 4 exons. Gene Ontology annotation, molecular function: microfilament motor activity; actin filament binding; ATP binding.
CAUGGAGCAGCUGUGCAUCAACUUCACCAAUGAGAAACUGCAGCAGUUCUUCAACCACCACAUGUUCGUCCUGGAGCAAGAGGAGUACAAGAAGGAGGGUAUUAUCUGGGAGUUCAUUGACUUCGGUAUGGACUUGGCUGCCUGCAUUGAGCUGAUUGAGAAGCCCAUGGGCAUCUUCUCCAUCCUUGAAGAGGAGUGCAUGUUCCCCAAGGCCACUGACACAUCCUUCAAGAACAAGCUGUAUGACCAGCAUCUUGGCAAAUGCAAGGCAUUUGAGAAGCCAAAGCCUGCAAAGGGCAAGGCUGAGGCCCACUUCUCCCUGGUGCACUAUGCCGGUACUGUGGACUACAACAUCGCUGGCUGGCUGGACAAGAACAAGGACCCACUGAAUGAGUCUGUUGUUCAGCUGUACCAGAAGUCCUCAGUUAAACUGCUGGCUCUUCUGUAUCCUCCCGUUGUUGAGGACACAAGCAAGAAGGGAGGCAAGAAGAAGGGUGGUUCUAUGCAGACUGUGUCUUCACAGUUCAGGGAGAACUUGGGCAAGCUGAUGACUAACUUGAGGAGCACCCACCCUCACUUUGUGCGUUGCCUGAUUCCCAAUGAGUCAAAGACUCCAG